UUCUCUCUCUAAAAAAUGCACUAAAAACUCCAGUUUCCAUCUCUCUAAAAACACUUUCUCUCUCUAUAUCUUGCCAAAAACAUAUAUUUACAUACAUCGAUACAUACACCAAAAGAAUUAAAGCACACGUAUAGUCUCUAAUUCGUCAGAAAUUGAUUCAUCCCUUACUCGAUUUGAAAAAAAAAUAAAAAAUAAAAUCCCUAAUCUCACUUGAAUCUCAAUCCUUUUUCCCCCUUUCCACUACCCAAUUUCAUCUCUCCCCAAAUCCUUUGAUUCGAGUUCGCCUCUGCAAAACCCUAGCUUUUGGCUUCUGUAGCUAUUCCGAACUUCGGAGUGACAACUCAUUGUCUGUGGGGAUUCGUUCGAUCUUAGUAUUUCUGUCUUGUGUUUAUCAGUGGCAAUCUUUUGAGGAACUACUCUCAGAGAUAGAACGACGUAUAUUUCGUAGCGAUUUGAUGGUGGUGGCAGCAUGCAGAUGAUUGUUGGAAGAGAUGCAAAGGUAUCAUGCUGGAAACUGCACUAGUGCAGUCAAUAAUAACAGUACGAUUGGUGGAAUAAGAGAUACAUCCCAUAUCGACACACCUGCAGUGCCAUCUAACUUCUCGCUGAAUCCGAGGCGGCCAUCACAGAUAACCCUAUACAAAUUGAGGUGUGAUAAGGAACCGUUGAAUUCCCGACUUGGGCCACCUGACUUCCACCCCCAGACUCCAAAUUGUCCAGAAGAGACGCUUACACGGGAAUAUGUACAGGCUGGUUAUAGAGAGACUGUUGAAGGACUUGAGGAAGCUAGAGAGAUUCCUUUAUCACAGGUUCAGGCAUUCACGAGGCCUGUCAUUUUUAAGUGCAAAGAGGCCAUCAGAAAAUGUCAUAGAGCUAUCAUUGAGUCUCGUACCAAAAAAAGAAAGGCAGGGCAAGUUUAUGAAGUACCACUUUCUGGUAAUCUACUGAUCAAGUCUGGUAUAUUCCCUGAGCUAAGACCAUGUGGUGAAGACUUCCGAAAGAAAUGGAUCGAGGGCUUAUCUCAACCGCAUAAAAGACUGCGUUCAUUGGCCGAUCAUGUCCCUCAUGGUUAUAGGAGGAAAUCUCUUUUUGAAGUUCUAAUUAGAAACAAUGUUCCGUUAUUGAGAGCAACCUGGUUCAUCAAAGUAACCUAUCUUAAUCAGGUUCGUGCGGCAUCUUCUAAUUCAUCGUCAAGUUUUAAUGGAAAAACUCAAUUUUCACGUUCAGAACAGUGGACAAAAGAUGUCAUUGAGUAUUUGCAAUAUCUCUUGGAUGAAUUUAUGGCAAGAAACAUUUCUCAUUCGACUUUGCAUAUGCGAGAGCGGUCGUCACAAAUUUAUACUGGUUCAGUGCAGCCACAAGGUGAUUCUUUUUCAGCUGCCGUGGAUGGUGAGGAGCCUUCACUAUACACUAAAUGGUGGUAUGUGGUGAGGAUUAUUCACUGGCACCAUGCAGAAGGACUUCUUGUUCCUUCUCUCAUUAUCGAUUGGGUUCUUAAUCAACUCCAGCAAAAAGAAUCGCUCGGUGUUCUACAGUUGCUAUUGCCCAUCAUAUAUGGAGUAAUAGAAACUGUUGUAUUAUCGCAGAACUAUGUACGGAUACUGGUCAAAAUAGCCAUUCGGUUUAUCCAAGAGCCUUCUCCAGGUGGUUCUGACCUUGUUGAUAAUUCUAGACGUGCAUAUACUACUAGUGCUAUUGUGGAGAUGCUUCGAUAUUUAGUACUAGUUGUGCCAGAUACUUUUGUUGCUUUGGAUUGUUUCCCUUUGCCGGUGUGUGUGGUAAGUCAUGUGGUAAAUGACGGAAGUUUCUUAUCCAAAAAAGUUGAAGAUGCUAGGAAGGUCAAGGGUGGUCGAAUUGGAGCUGGAGAUAAAAAUCAAGCUGAUUCCUUGUCCUUCCACAGUGUUGUUUCAUCGGUUAAAAAACGAGCCGAGACUCUAUCGACAGCAGCCAGGCCAAAUCAUUCUGGUUAUAAUGUAGCUAAAGUCUUGCAGAUGUUGGACCAGGCUCUCGUGCAUGGAGAUAUUGGAGGUUCUUAUAAAUUGCUCUUUGAAAAUCUUUGGGAUGGAGCUUGCGCUGAAAAUUGGCUUACAAAAGUGAGCCCUUGUUUACAUACAUCGCUUAAGCAUAUCCGUUCGGUGACAUCAUCAUUAAUUUGCUCCAUCUUUUUCGUAUUUGAGUGGGCGACGUGUGAAUUUAGGGAUUUCCGUACUGCACCUCCUCAUGGUCUGAAGUUUACUGGUAGGAAAGACCUCUCUCAGAUAUUAAUCGCAAUACGUAUUUUAAAACUGAGGGUAAGUAAGAUGCCAAACAUGUACACUUCGAAGCAGAGAAGUAGAAACAUUCCUGAUAUAUUUGAGAGCCCUGGCCCUUUGCAUGAUAUUAUUCUAUGUUGGAUUGAUCAGCAUGAAGUGCAUAACAAAGAAGGUUUCAAGCGCGUGCAGCUUCAAAUAAGAGAAUUGAUCGUAUCUAAAUUUUUCAAUCCUUUGGCAUAUGUCAGGCAGCUAAUUAUAAGUGGAAUCAUGGAUGAAAAUGGUCCCAUGGUUGACCUGGAAAAGCGGAAGAGACAUUACAAACUCUUGAAGGAGUUGCCUGCUGCUUAUAUCCGUGAUGCUCUUGAAGAAGCCCAAAUUGCCGAACCAUCAAUCAUACUGGAUGCGAUUAAUAUUUACUCAAAUGAACGUAAAAUGGUGCUUCGUGGGCUUUUAGGAAACAGAAAAUCCAAUCCUAGUGCAAACGGUUCAAACAAGAGGCAGGCACAUCAAAAGAGUUAUCGAAGUGGAAGUUGUUCUCCAUCUUCUGUUGAGCGGUGGUACUUUCAAGAAGCAUCUAAUGUUUCAACGGCAAAUCUUGACACGGAUACCAAGCUUGAAGAACUGAAGGCCUCGAUUUCUGCACUAUUGCAAUUCCCUGUUCCCUCAUCUUCAAUCGAUAGUGGAAUUAAUGAAUCUCAAGGGAAUUUGAAGAGGUCUGGUGGGGGUUAUAGCGGAGCAGAUGUUAGCGAAGAAACAUCUGGAUGUGAAGAAUGCAAAAGGGCGAAGAGACAAAAAAUAAGUGAAGAAAGGAGCUCGUUGCUUCAGUCAUAUCCUGCAGAUGAGGAAGAAAAAUGGUGGGUAAAAAAGGGGGUGAAAUAUAUCGAAAAUUCCCGAGUAGAACCACCCCCUAAACCUGUGAAACAGUCAUCGUCAAGGGGCAGGCAAAAAUCUGUUCGUAAAACUCAAAGCCUUGCACAAUUAGCUGAUGCUCGAAUUGAAGGUAGUCAGGGAGCCUCGACUAGCCAUGUAUGUGAAAGUAGGAUAGGGUGCCCUCACCAUAGAGCUGGUUAUGAUGAGAUCUCAAAACCUGUCGACGGAACCAGAAAACCACCAUGUGCAGAUAUUGUUUUAAUUCGAAAGCUACUGAAGCAGAUGCAAUUUAUCAAGAAGAGGACUAUAGCUGUAUGGUUGAUAUCUGUUGUAAAACAGCUUAUUGAAGAGUCUGAAGCUUUCACAGCCAAGGUUGGCCAAUAUGGUAGGCAAUUACCACCAGUUGAUGAUCGGAGCUCCAAACAAUGGAGGCUUGGUGAAGAUGAACUUUCAGUGAUAUUGUAUAUAAUGGAUGUUUGUAAUGAAUUAGUUGCGGCGAUAAGGUUUCUUUUUUGGUUGUUUCCAAAAGUUCCUAGCUAUCCGCCUUCUACUCUCCACGGCAGGAAUAUUCUGACACUUCCUAAGAUUGCUGAGAACCAUGCCUGUGAAGUAGGAGAGGCGUUUCUUUUAUCAUGUAUCCGCAGGUAUGAGAAUAUAAUCAUUGCUUCUGAUCUUAUUCCUGAAACCUUGUCUGCCACAAUGCGUCGUACUGCAGGAGUCAUGGCAUCUAGUGGCAGGCUAUCUGUUUCACCAGCCUUAGUUUAUGCUCGUCACCUACUGAGGAAGUAUGGAAGUAUAUCUAGCAUUGUCGAAUGGGAAAAGGCAUUUUACCCCACAUGUGAUAAAAGACUUAGUUCAGAACUUGAAUCUGCAAAAUCUUUAGAUGGGGACUUUGGCUUUCCCCUUGGUGUCCCAAAUGGAGUUGGGGAUCCCGAUGAUUAUUUCCGUCAAAAGAUUGGCGGUGUUCGGGUAUCCAGAGUUGGUAUGAGCAUGAAAGAGAUAGUGCACAGACAUGUAGAUGAAUUUUCGCAGUACUUUUACAGCAAAGAUAGAAAGUCUUUUGGACCUGGAACAAAUAAAAGUCCUAGCGUGGAGAAGUGGGACGAUGGCUAUCAGAUAGCUAAGCAAAUAGUGAUGGGAUUGCUGGACUGCAUGAGACAAACAGGCGGUGCCGCUCAAGAAGGUGAUCCUUCACUAGUGUCUUCUGCUAUUGCUGCAAUUGUUCAUAACAUCGGACAGGUUUUCGCGAAAAUUCCCGACUUAACCGCGGGUAGUAAUCACCUGCACGCAUCUCCACCUUAUGGCUCGUUGCAUUUCACUCAGCGCAUUUUACGCAUUCACAUCACUUGCCUGUGCGUACUGAAGGAAGCUCUUGGAGAACGUCAGAGCAGGGUAUUUGAGGUUGCUCUUGCAACGGAAGCUUCUUCCGCUCUGAUGCAAGCUUUUAGUGCAAGUUCACCAAACGAAGCCUUAAAUCAUUCGAAUAAAGCAGUUCUUGGGAGAGCUGCAAGAAUAUCCGCAGCUGUUUCUGCACUUGUCAUUGGGGCAAUUCUCCAGGGAGUUGCUAGCCUCGAGAGAAUGGUUACCCUCUUCAGAUUGAAGGAAGGGUUGGACCUAGUUCAGUUUGCAAGGAAUCUGAAAUCCAAUGUGAAUGGGAAUGCACGUUCUGUGGGGGUUUUAAAGGUGGAUAAUUUGAUUGAAGUCUCUGUGAACUGGUUUAGGGUUCUCGUGGGAAACUGCAGAACUGUUUCUGAUGGAUUGAUUGUGGAUCUUUUAGGCGAAGCCUCGAUUGUAGCUCUAUUCAGAAUGCAAAGGAUGCUACCUUUGAAUUUGGUCUUUCCACCAGCCUAUUCUAUAUUUUCUUUUGUGAUAUGGAGGCCCGUUAUUGAUGGAAGUUUUGGAGCGCGUGAAGAUUUCCACCACUUGUAUCAAUUAUUGGGUGUCGCUGCAAAUGAUGCCAUAAAGCACCUGCCUUUUCGUGAGAUAUGUCUCCGUGACACAUAUGGCUUAUACGAUCUCAUAGCUGCAGAUAACCUCGAUUCGGAAUUUGUAUCCAUGCUAGAAUUCAAUGGUUCGGAUAUGAGUCUAAAAGCUGCUGCCUUGGUUCCUCUCCGUUCAAGGCUUUUUCUAGAUGCCCUUAUCGACUGUAAAAUGCCCCAACCUGUUGUUAAACUGGAUGACAAGAAUUCGGUCUCCAAGCAAGUUGAGUUGAAAAAACAAUGUGGAGAAAAUGUGAAAAAGCUUAUGGGCAAACUUGUGCAUGUUUUGAAUACACUUCAACCUGCAAAAUUCCAUUGGCAGUGGGUUGAGUUGAGGCUCCUCCUUAACGAGCAGUCUGUCAAUGAAAAAAUGGAGAAUGAUACCUCGUUGGCCGAGGCUAUAAGAUCUCUCUCUCCUAUUCCCGAUAAAAGUACGGGUUCGGAAAAUGAGAGCAACUUUAUUCAAAUUGUUCUAACCAGGUUAUUGAUCAGACCAGACGCUGCUCCUUUGUUCUCCGAGGUUGUACAUUUACUAGGAAAGUCGCUCGAGGAUUCAAUGUUGUCACAGGCAAAGUGGUUACUGAGAGGUGCAGAAGUUCUUUAUGGGAAGAAAUCUAUCAGGCAGAAGGUUGUUAACAUUGCUGCUGGAAUUAAAGAGGUCUGUCUAAAACCCCAAUACUGGAAGCCAUGGGGGUGGUGUCGUUCAGAUACUAAUAGAGUGACUGACAAGGGUGACAAAUGGAAAUCUGAAGGCAGUGCACUCGAAGAAGGGGAAGUUGUUGAUGAAGGGGCAGCAGAUUUCAAUCAGCCUGGAAAAGAAUCUGGCCUUUCGGACAUUGAAGGUUUGACUGUCAGUCAACAGCAUGUGACUGAAAGAGCUCUUGUUGAAUUAAUCCUUCCAUGCCUGGAUCAAGGUCCGGACGAUUUGCGCUAUAAUUUUGCGAGUGAAAUGAUUAAGCAGAUAAGUAAUAUCGAGCAGCAGAUAAAUGCAGUUACUCGGGGAGUUGGCAAACAAGGUGUAACUCCCAGUACUGUAAUUGGAAGUCCUGCCAGUAAAGGUGGCAGUAGGAAGAGCGGGAAAAGUGGUAGUCCUGGAAUAUCGAGACAGUCAACUGGAGCAGCUGAUAAUACUGUCCCACCUUCUCCUGUAGCAUUGCGAGCCUCCAUGACUUUGCGGUUGCAAUUCCUGAUUAGAUUACUCCCUAUUAUUUGUUUGGACAGGGAGCCAUUAGGUCGAAAUAUCAGAUACACACUCGCUCCAGUAAUUUUACGCCUCCUUGGAAGCAGAGUCGUGCACGAAGAUGCCGGUCAUUUUAUCAGCCCCAUAUUUACAUCAUCAAAGAGAGAUGUGAACCCUCUCAAGGAAGCUUCUGCAGAACUUCUAUCAGGGGAAAACAUAUUCGAUUCUCUAUUGUUAGUGCUGCACGCGUUGCUGAGCUGUUAUCAGCCUAGCUGGUUGAAAUCGAAAUCAGAAUCCAAGCCCACCGAAUCCAGCAAGGAUUACGCUGCUUUUGAUCGUGAAGUUGCAGAAAGUCUGCAGAAUGAAUUGGAUCGAAUGGAAUUACCUGAGACGAUUAGGUGGCGGAUUCAAACCGCAAUGCCGAUUCUUUUACCGCCCGUCAAGUGUUCGAUCAAUUGCCAGCCUCCAUCAGUACCACCCACCGUCCUUACUCGUCUUAUGCCCAUCACUCAAGUAACCACGGUUAACCCUAACCAUAACAAUUCGAACCCCUCUCAGAGGAGCCCAAUCUUACCAGGACACAUUGUAAAAAACAAGCAACACGCUUUGCAAUUGGAGCUCGACUCCUCGGAGAUUAUUGACCAGUGGACCCUUCUUGAGGAAGGAACUGGAUCGGGUGGUCCACCUUUGGCCACCUCAGCUGGCAUAAGCGGUAGUGGUCAGUCGAACUUGAAGGCAUCCAAUUUGCUUAAGGGAGCUAUAAGAGUGAGGAGAAAGGAUCUUACGUAUGUUGGUGCAGUAGACGAGGACAGCUAAUUCCACCAAAAAAAUAAACAGUCUAAAAAACCCAGUUUUACAUCCCCACCCCCAUACCCACUCCUCGGGUUUCUUGAACAUAUCUUCAGUUGUUGAGGGAAAUGGUUGGGGGGUGGCUUUUGUGGCCUUUGCAGGCGAGAUGCUGUUUUGAAGGCAAAUUCUUUAUUGCGGGGCCAUUGGGUUUGAACGGAAAAACGUAUUCUUGGCUUACUGUGGUACGGUAUUCCGAGCAAUAUUCCCCAGUUCUGGAUGGUGAAGAAUAUGAGGUGAUUAUAUAAAUCGACUGAGUACUAUUUUUCUUAUUUUUCUGAUGAGGUGAAUUUUUACAAAGGGGGGAGAUUUAAUUUGUAGCUUCUUCCACGCUAUGCAAUGUGUUUUUGUUUACACAAUAGUCUCGAUUAUGAUCUCCCACGCCCCUUUUGCCACUCGCCUCUGUAUGAAUGUGAUGAUGUGGCGGAGUUGAAGAAAAAACACGGAGAGAACAAGAGAGUCUUCUAGAAGGGAAGAUCCUAAGUCGUGAUUGGACAGGAACUAAAGCUUGUACUCUCUAAAUGGAUAGGUGUUAGUAUGUCAUGUUGUUGUACACUAUUUCAGUUGUUGUAUUCUUGGAACAAAUCAAAUAUUUCAGAAUGAUUUCUUUUAACAAAAAGAAGAUAGUUUUUGUGAAGAUAUUUUUUACUUUCAGCAGUGCUGAAUGAAAAAAAAAAGCUUGUAUUUUUACUGUCAUUGUAUUUUGCAGCAGGAUUUUUCCUGCACUGUCGAGAAAUUGUAUUCAGGUUCUCGUUU
Molecule: messenger RNA, 7883 nt
Organism: Erythranthe guttata (spotted monkey flower)
Lineage: Eukaryota; Viridiplantae; Streptophyta; Magnoliopsida; Lamiales; Phrymaceae
Product: mediator of RNA polymerase II transcription subunit 12
Biological process (GO): regulation of transcription by RNA polymerase II
Cellular component (GO): mediator complex
Molecular function (GO): transcription coregulator activity
Source: RefSeq, a predicted model, not a curated record